This is a messenger RNA of Colletotrichum scovillei, 4203 nucleotides long. Its product is annotated as glycosyl hydrolase family 3 N terminal domain-containing protein. The record is from RefSeq and is a predicted model, not a curated record. Lineage: Eukaryota; Fungi; Ascomycota; Sordariomycetes; Glomerellales; Glomerellaceae. The transcript has 2 exons. The coding region runs from base 384 to 3098 and encodes 904 amino acids. Gene Ontology annotation, molecular function: beta-glucosidase activity. Gene Ontology annotation, biological process: glucan catabolic process.
CUGAGUGUCACGCAAUGACCCUGACCGCCGGCCGAGGGAGAGGCGUCUGUCUCUGCUUUACUUCUCCCAGUGGGUGCCCUUUUCUACUCUCCGUUUCCUAAAACAUCCAUUCCAUCCGGAAACCUUCCAUCACGACCUCUACUCUCGAACACGCCUUGUUCAACACAUGCCCCCAACUCUUACCAACGGCCUCGGAGAAUCGAGCUCAAAGGCAUAGAAUGUUUGUGCGAGCCCUCUCUGCUUCUACCCCGGAUUCUUGAAACCUGAACCCGGUCACAUCAACCAACCCACGCCCGGAUGUGCUCUCGCCCUGCCAUGUGUUAAAGCAUCGCUCGACAUCGACAAGGCUGUGCACUUUUCCUUCGCUGAAGUGACGAACGACAAUGGACAAAAUCGAUCCCGCCAUCAUGGACUCGGGGGCCCGGGAGCCAACGUGCAUCAAUGCUUCGCAUCCCCGAGCUGCAGAAGAUGAGAAGAUCUCUCUCCAUUUGAAUGGCCAGCCCUGCAGCUUCUUGACCGACGAAAUCAUGCCCGAUGAGACUCAAUUUCUUCACACUACCAAAGAAUCCAAGGAAGCAGCCUACGCUAGCCAACAACACCCUACUACCAAACGGCCAACCAGACUUGCCGCCCUCUUUCCCCCGCUGCAAAGAUGUACGAAACCAUGGACUACAGGCGCGUUCGCGUUGUACCUCACGGGCCUCAUCCUAAUCUCGGCCUACUCUGCCAGCAGGCUAUUCGACGCCGGCAGCUGGCUAGCCCGUCAACCAGCACAGCCAGCGGCGCCAGCAGCUGCUUCUCCGGCCUCUCGGAUCUCACCAGCCUCCCCAGUCCGGAAUUGGGAUGCGGCCGCCUCCAAGGCGACGGCCUUUGUGGCCCAACUCAACCUCACCGAAAAGACGCUGAUGGUCACUGGCCAGCUCGGGCUUGAGGCCGGCGGUUGCAUUGGCAACAUUGUACCGAUCGAGCGCGUCGGGUUCCCCGGACUCUGCUUGCUCGACGGCCCCACGGCGCUGGACCGCGCCGAUCUCGUCAGCGUCUUCCCCGCCGGCCUCACCACAGCCGCGAGCUGGGAUAAGGAGCACAUUUACCAGCGCGGCAAGGCGCUCGGCGAGGAGUUUCAUGAUAAAGGCGUCCAUGUCGGACUUGGCCCGGUCGCUGGUCCACUUGGACGCCAACCACUGGGAGGCCGCAAUUGGGAAGGAUUCUCAGUUGAUCCCUACCUCACGGGAAUUGCGAUGCAACUCACUAUUCAAGGAAUGCAAUCAGCAGGAGUUCAAGCUUGCGCGAAGCACUUCAUUGGAAAUGAACAGGAAACUCAACGAACAAACUCGUGGCUCGCAAACGGCACAGAAAUCGCAGCAAUUUCGUCCAAUAUCGACGAUCGCACCCUGCAUGAGUUGUACUUGUGGCCUUUUGCAGACUCUGUCCGUGCCGGGGUUGCUAGCGUUAUGUGCAGCUACAACAGACUCAACCAAACCUAUGCUUGCGAGAAUUCGGGCUUACUGAAUGACAUCCUCAAGACGGAGCUGGCCUUCAAGGGAUAUGUCAUGUCCGACUGGUUCGCAACGCAUUCCGGAGCCGAGUCCAUCAACAACGGGUUGGAUAUGAACAUGCCUGGUCCCAUUGGCCAUGCCCAGAUCGUCUCUGGCGAGACAUACUGGGGUCCCAACAUCACUGAUAUGAUCAAGAAUGGUUCAGUCACAGAGGAUCGUCUUGAUGAGAUGAUCCGGCUGAUCAUGACACAAUAUUAUCUUUUCGACCAGGAUAGCUCCGAUUAUCCCACCGUCGACCCAUCCAUCGUCUUUACAAUUGCAGCUCAGUCAAACCUUCUAGACUUGCUCCCCUUCCAGCCACCACCAAGCCGCGAUGUCCAGCGAGACCACGGCAAGUUGAUCCGCAAGCUCGGUGCCGAAGCAACAGUCCUCCUCAAAAACCUCAAUGGGACACUUCCCCUUAGGAAGCCCACGAACAUUGGCGUUUUUGGCAACGACGCCGCCGACCCGGCCGAUGGUUUGGUCUUCGGUGCCGGAUUUGAAAUCGGCACGCUCUCCGUAGGAGGCGGCUCAGGCACUGGGAGACAUACCUACCUCGUCUCCCCACUCGAGGCAAUCAAGGCCAAGGCGCGCACAACAGGCGCUCGCGUUCAGUACAUACUAGACAACAAGGUUCUGGCUGCCGGCGACUUUAGCAGCUUGUACCCUAUUCCUGAAGUUUGUCUCGUUUUUCUGAACACGUUCGCGUCAGAGGCUUAUGAUAGGACGAGUCACGAAGCCGACUGGAACUCGACGCUGGCUGUCGAGAACGUCGCUCGGAGGUGUCCAAACACCAUUGUCGUUACGCAUUCGGCUGGUAUCAAUACCUUGCCGUGGGCGGACAAUCCAAACGUUACGGCCAUCUUGGCUGCUCACUUGCCAGGACAGGAGUCGGGAAAUUCAAUCGUUGAUGUGCUUUGGGGAGACGUCAAUCCCUCUGGAAAGCUGCCUUACUCUAUUGCUUUCGAUGCCAAAGACACCGAUAUCCCCAUCGUCAAUCUCACCGAAGCAGAAAUAACGUCUCCCACAGCAUGGCAAGCUGAUUUCACAGAGGGCCUUCUCAUCGACUAUCGCCAACUCGACGCCCAGAAUGUCAAACCUCGUUAUGAAUUCGGCUUCGGCCUCAGCUACACCACGUUCGACUUGGAUGCAUCUCUGAAGGUCAAGCAGAUCGCAAAGAACGUCGCCGCCAUCCCGAAUCCCUUAACGUCGAAUGCUCCUGGAGGCAACCCAGAACUCUGGGAGACUAUCCUUGUUGUCACCGCCCGUGUCAAAAACACCGGUGCCGUCGCUGGCGCCACAGUGCCCCAGUUAUACGUUGCCUUGCCACAGGACUCAGUUCCAGAGGGCACCCCCCUUCAAGUCUUGCGUGGUUUUGAGAAAGUCAUUUUGGAGUCAAAGGAGUCUAGCACUGUCGAAUUUGAGUUACUGCGUCGUGAUCUGAGCUAUUGGGAUGUAGCGUCGCAAACGUGGGUCAUCCCUGAGGGGCCGAUUGAGUUACGCGUUGGCUUUAGUUCUCGCGACAUCAAGGCUACGGCGAAAGAGGUUGUCUUGUCCUCCUAGGGUAUGAUUUUGGAGUUCAAAAGAGAGUUGUUGGCUUUCUGAGCAUGGUCUGCCCAAAGCGACUGAAGUAUUUGUUGAAAUAGAUGUAGCAUGAACUAGCUCUUCGUGAUGUUCAACUCUACACAAUCUCAAACUCGGUUUCCGCAAACGCAAGACUCUCCUCCAUAGCCUCACCAUCCAUCAGCCCAUGGAUAUAACAAUCGCCGAUAAUCCGUGAUUUCUUCUGCUCACCUUCACGGAUGAUGAUGGGAUAGUCACACCCAUACAGCACAACAACCAAGUCGCCCUCCUUUACUCCAUCAACAGCCCAUCCAAACCUGCCCCCCUUCGAGCGGAAGAACCUUCGAUUGUAAGUCCACUUUGUAUGCGCCCCAAUGAAUCUCUCUGCAGCCUCCUUCUCCUUCAUGUAAUGCGCCACCCCAUCCUGCGGCGCCAACCCGUGAGACUCGAUCUGGUGGUCAGUCCGCUCCUGCAGAACCCGAGCGAGUCCCUUACCCGGUUCUAAGGCGGUCUUGUAGUGUACCUCAAAACCAGUUGCGCAAUCCUCGCCAGGUCUCUCAUUAUUGUCCCGCGUGCGGUUGCACAUGAAGGUCCGCCAGAGGUUCUCCCACGUUUCCGGGGUGGCCGUUUUGUCUGGGAAGGCGACGUCGAUUAGGCUGCGGUACCAUUCUUCUGAAUGUUUCGCCAUCUUUUCCAUUGUCUCGUUGAGUCUGUAUUCGGCGUCGUUGAUAGGGCUCCCGGACCUUUCGGUAUCGUGGCCAGCUAUGCUACCUCCCACGCCCGCCUCCUUCUCGUUUUCCCUCUCGUGUUUGAGUAUAGCGCCGCCAUACUUUGCCAUUUUGAUCGCAUUUGAGCCGCUAGUGUCGGCUCCAUUUCCUACGCUGCCCUUUCCAACUUCUUUGUUUUCGCCCAUGCCUCCCAAUGAGCCCUGCUGAUUAGGCACAGGUAUCUGCCGCUUGGAUUCUACCUGGGCUACCACAUCGACGAUCCUGCCCUUGAUAUGCAAGACGCCAGCGUCCUCGUCGAUGUGUAGGCUCGGCUUGCUAUCACCAGCAGCGGAGGCCUCUAGCCCUCGAAUGCGAAGCGGCUCAGUCCAGCCUGGACG